UGCUCAGUAGCUUCCACUCUUCCCUGUAGGCUCUCUGGUCGGUCCGUUGAAAUAUCGCGAUAUCUGCCUCUCUGCUCACUACGUAAUGUGCCGUGCUGCUUCUAGCGGCGCUGGUGACAGUGCUGAAAGCUGUUGGGUAUGAAGUGAAACGGAACUGAAUUUUUGUACCAUCCGGAACUGCUUCAAGUUCAGAUCAUAACAACGAAACUGAAGACAAACCUCCCUCAAACAAGCAAAGUUGCAACACUGAAGACACGCAGGGGAAAAAAAAUAAAAAAGGAUCACUUCAAGGCUUCAAAACGCAAGAAGUAACCAAAUCCUGAAACGACCAAAGAAGACGCACAUUAGCUCAACCGAAACACAGAAAAGAAGCAAGCCUAUGCCCAUGCGUAUUCUGAAUAACUGAUCUGAAACCAGAAGUUUGUGCCUACUCAACAGCUUUGACAAAGCACACGUCCCAACGCUGCUCUUAGCCCUCCUCAUCCUCACCACACCUCAGACUCACCGCCGGGGUGUGGAGUGGGCUGCUAUCUGCUUUUUUUUUUCUCCUCCCUAUAGUUCCCCCAACCUAUCCUCUUCUCACUGUUUUUCUUUGUAACAUUUUCCAAGCAGUGUUAUUGCACCUGCGUUUGCCUUUUUUGUGCCAGACCCCCUCCUCCACACAUAAUUUUUUGCUUUGUGCAACCAUCUAGAACUUGUGCCAGAAACGUGUAACAAGCGUGUGUGUGUGUGUUCAACUGUGUGCAUGAAGAGAUCUGCAGGAACUGUAUAGUCAUCAAGAUCCAGAGAAUAACAAGAUACAAGACAACAAAUAAAGACAUCCAGCGGUGUAUCGUUGGAUGGUAACAUUAAUAAAUACCGCUUAAACGUCAAGCAAAAAAACAUCAAAACAAGUAAUCAAGUGCUCAAGCAAGUUUGGUCCGAGUUUAUGGGAAAAUAUGGGCAGCCCCUGGAAAGGCUUUGUUGAGUUUACCUUGCCUGCGUCGCCACCCACCGCGUUUGUUAGCGCUGACCUGAGCAGCACCUCCCCUGUCGGACUCAGCCUGUCGCCAUAUGGCCGCUCCAUGAGUUUUGACCCAGGAAUGCUCCAUAACAAUGGACACACUGCAUACGCCAAUGGCUCAGGACCAGGCAUUAGAGAGACUGGCGUGGUGGAGAAGCUGCUGACUUCCUAUGGGUUCAUCCAGUGCUCUGAACGUCAGGAUCGUCUCUUCUUCCACUGCUCUCAGUACAAUGGCAACCUGCAGGAUCUCAAAAUAGGAGAUGAUGUAGAGUUUGAGGUAUCCUCUGACAGGCGCACUGGCAAGCGCAUAGCAGUGAAGCUGCUUAAGAUAAAGCCAGAGGUGCUGCCAGAGGAGCGCAUCUCGGGCCAGGUGGGGCCAGACCUGCACGCCUAUCCCUUUACUGUGCUGCAUGGUUAUAUUCAUCCAGUUGUCUCAUCAAUCCCAGUGCACUUGGAUGGAAAGUCUGGCCCUGUGCAGGUCCCCAAUGGCAGUGUCUGUUAUGAAAGAAAUGGGGAAGUUUUCUACCUUACCUACACUCCUGAAGAUGUAGAGGGUAACAUCCACCUGGACACGGGCGACAAAGUCAGCUUUUACAUGGAGACCAACAAACACACUGGUGCCGUUAGUGCUCGUAAUAUUCAGCUGGUGAAGAAAAAGCAGAUGCGGUGCCAGGGUGUGGUGUGUGCUACAAAGGAGGCCUUUGGAUUCAUCGAAAGGGCUGACGUGGUGAAGGAGAUUUUCUUUCACUACAGUGAGUUCAAGGGUGAUUUGGAGGCUCUGCAGGCUGGAGAUGAUGUCGAGUUCACCAUCAAAGACAGAAAUGGUAAAGAAGUAGCUACUGAUGUGAGGCUGCUCGCCCAAGGAACGGUCAUUUUUGAGGAUAUCAGCAUUGAGCAAUUUGAAGGCACUGUCGUCAAGGUCAUUCCCAAGGUUCCCACCAAAAACCAGAACGACCCUCUCCCAGGUCGCAUCAGUUCUCGCAUUGGUUUCACUGACAAGGAGCUGCCGUUCGGAGAGAAGGACACAAAAUCCAAGGUCACCCUUUUGGAGGGUGAUCACAUUCAGUUCAACAUCUCCACCGACCGCAGAGACAAGCUUGAGAGGGCCACGAACAUCGACGUCCUCCCAGACACCUUCGACUUCACCAAGGAGACUCGUGAAAUGGGGGUGAUUGCGGCUAUACGCGAUGGCUUUGGCUUCAUAAAGUGUGUGGAUCGGGAUGCUAGGAUGUUCUUUCACUUCAGUGAAGUGCUGGAGGAGAGCCAACUGCACAUCUCGGAUGAAGUGGAGUUUACUGUUGUGCCUGUAGGUCCUGUUAAUAAGAUUUUCACCAAAGAUAUGCUGUCGGCUCAGAGGAACCAUGCCGUGCGCAUCAAGAAGCUGCCCAAGGGCACAGUGUCUUUCCAUACCCAGUCUGAGCAGCGCUUCAUGGGUGUUGUGGAGAAAGAAGUUAUUGCUGUCAACACAAAGAAUGCCAGUCCUACAAAGGUGAAGGAGAAGUUUGAUGUGUCCUUUUGGCAGGAAUCGGAGGAAGGAGUUAUUGGAUAUGAUGACUGUGGAGAGAAGCUCACUGUGGCCUACCAUACUAAAGACCUAGAGGGAGGAGGCAUCCCACAGGUUGGAGACAAGGUGGAGUUCUCCAUCAACGAAGUGAAGCGAACCGGCCAGCAGAGCGCAGUCUCCAUCAGGGUCCUCAACCGUACCUCCUCCAAUGCCAAGAGACUACAUGGAUUUGUUGCCACACUGAAGGACAACUUUGGCUUCAUUGAGACAGCAAAUCAUGAUCAAGAGAUAUUCUUUCACUACAGUGAAAUGUGUGGAGACUUGGACAGUUUGGAGCUGGGCGACACGGUGGAGUACACGCUCUCUAAAGGAAAAGGAAACAAAGUCAGUGCUGAAAAGGUUACCAAAGUGGCUGCAGUGAAUGGCAUUGGUGAGGAUGUUGGUGCGAAUGUGAUGAUGGGGAAAGUCAUCCGUCCUUUACGCAGUGUAGACCCCUCCCAAACAGAAUACCAAGGGCUUAUUGAAAUCACAGAGGAAGAUGGAACAAAGGGUCCAAGUUAUCCCUUUGGAAUCAUGGGUAUGGCCAGCAAGGCAGAUUGUCUGCAGAAAGGAGAACUUGUGAAGUUCCAGGUUUGCACAGUAUCCCAGACUGGACAGAAGAUGGCCUAUACUGUUGUCCCCCAGCGUAGAGCCUUGGUGGAGUGUGUCAAAGACCAGUUUGGAUUCAUCACAUAUGAGGUCGGUGAGAGCAAGAAACUGUUCUUCCACGUAAAAGAAGUGCAAGAUGGCCUGGAGCUCCAAACCGGUGAUGAGGUGGAGUUCUCGGUCGUCCUUAAUCAACGCACAGGGAAAUGUAGUGCCUGCAAUGUUCGCAGAGUCAGUGAGGGGCCUAAACCAGUGGCAACUCCUCGCCCUGACCGUCUGGUGAACCGAUUGAAGAGCAUCACCCUUGAUGAUGCCAGUGCUCCUCGUCUGGUCAUCGUGAGACAGCCCCGCGGUCCUGACAACUCAAAGGGCUUCAAUGUGGAGCGCAAGACUCGACAGCCUGGCGUCAUCGACUGAGCAAUACAGAGCCUAACACCCCACCCCCCAUUCAGUGUUGGUGGGAUUUGGCAACUGCAGGAGAUAAGGGAAUUUGAUUUGACACAUGCUUGUACACACAAACUCAAACAUAAAUCACGAACACGCAUACAGUAAUUGGCAUGUGUAAUCUUUGUCCCCCUCGAUACCUGCGAGGGAUACUGUCAUUUCAUGGUUCCCUGCCUCCCAUGUAUGAUGUACUUGAUAUGGAGUCCACACUGCAGUGUAUCUCUGUGUGUGUGUGUGUGUGCGCGCCGUAUCCUAGAAGUGAUAAGUGUGUAAUGGAGGUAUAUGUUUCUGAGAGCCUUGCCUCUCUAAAAUCAGAGUGAUGACUGUGUGGCUGUGUUUGUCCCUCUCUUUUGAUUCUGCUUUGUCUGGAGUUCUGCACCUGUCCUCUGUCCUGUAGUCUGCCUGGGUUGAUGAGUGUAUGUCGGCAUGUCUUUGAGCUUCUGCUCCCGUUUCUUUUUCUCAUGUUGGCCCCUUAAUCCAUCGAAAUUUCAAAUGGUUUCAUUUGUCAAGUUUCCACUUUCUGUAUGCUUUCCUACAAAACGUAUAUAAAGCAAAGUUCCCUCCAUAAGGAGGAUCAUAUUUCUCAUAUGUGCGAGCUUAAACUGAGGAUUCUUCGCUGCUCGUUUUUUUUGAGCAGUUUUAAAAUGCUUUAUUGAAGAGCUGAAGUGAAAGCAUGGUUUGUGAUGUAUGUGAAUGUCAAAGUAGAUAAUCUAAUGGGUUUAACCUUAGCAAUCUCGAGCCUUUGGAUACCUUUUUGGUAUUCACAUGCACCACUUAAGCAAAUUUUCCCGGGUGCAGAAUUCCUUGUGGCAUCUUAUAUCUGCAGUUCUUUUAUACUAUGUUUUUUUUGUUUCUUGCACAUGUUUUUGCUUUUGUUUUUUUCAUUAAAACUCAAUCUGCUAAUAUUGAAUUAAGUAAGAAUAAGGUGCCUAAAAACUACAAGCAAAGUGACAUUAAAAAAAAAAAAAAACGUAAAAAAGAACAAAAGAAGUAUCCUGUUCCCAGCCAACCGCCAAAAUAUUCAGAACAAUCUUAGGGUGGCUAUCUUUUCUAGUAGAGAUAAUACUGAUAUGCAUCCCAAACCUCUGGGUUGAACUAUACUGUAUGUAAUGUGUGCAUUUUUUUUAUUUUUUUUUCUUAGAAGUUCAAACUUCAGAUAUAAAGAAACAAAUUUAACUUAAAUAAUAUGGGAGGUAAAGUAUUAGAAAAUACAGUUUAAAAAAAACAUUAAAAUUCAGGAUAUCAGUUAUAGCGCUCUGGAGAAGUGGUGGGUGAACUGUUGUGCCUCUGCACAUUUAAGUUGCAGUCAAAAUUACUUUCAACUUCAGAAAUCACCAGGGUUCAGUUAAACCACAUUCAGAGGUUCUCAUGUACUUUUGUUAAUGGUCUUGAAUGAAACAAUUGAAUUAAAAGUUUUAUGAAAAUUA
Messenger RNA from Platichthys flesus (European flounder), 5023 nucleotides. It is a transcript of the gene csde1, whose product is annotated as cold shock domain containing E1, RNA-binding. The record is from RefSeq and is a predicted model, not a curated record. The transcript is spliced from 21 exons. Lineage: Eukaryota; Metazoa; Chordata; Actinopteri; Pleuronectiformes; Pleuronectidae. Gene Ontology annotation, molecular function: nucleic acid binding. The coding region runs from base 939 to 3569 and encodes 876 amino acids.